AUGAACCAUCUGACUGCAAAGCUGCAACGGCCGCCUCCUCGAGACUUGCUCUACGCUGACGAUAUAGCACUCGUCAGCGAAAAUGCGGAAGACCUACAGCAAAUUCUGGAGCAAUGGAGAGUCGCGUUACAGGAAGCCGGUCUGCGAAUCAGCAAACAAAAUACCGAAUACGUACACUGCAAUUUCAGCGGCAAAAAUAACAGCAGCACCAUCAGUCUUGAAGGCACACCCCUGAAUGGAGUAGACAGUUUCAAAUAUCUAGGCUCAGUCGUCACCAACGAUGCAACUGUCGACACUGACAUAAUCCAAAGAAUAAACACAGGAUGGGUGAAAUGGAAAGAGCUGUCAGGAGUGCUGUGCGACAAGAGAAUGACUGUACACAUUAAAGGCAAAAUCUACAAAACCGCCGUCAGCUCUAACGUAUGGCGCCGAGUGCUGGCCUCUCAAAAAACAACAAGAAGAUUGGCUACAUGCCGCUGA
Leguminivora glycinivorella is the source of this 480-nucleotide messenger RNA. RefSeq lists its product as uncharacterized. The record is from RefSeq and is a predicted model, not a curated record. The transcript has a single exon. Lineage: Eukaryota; Metazoa; Arthropoda; Insecta; Lepidoptera; Tortricidae. Bases 1 to 480 code for a protein of 159 amino acids.